AUGCUUCUUGUUUGUUGUGCCUAUUUUUGUCAGUUAGGUUGAUGGUUGGACAAGAUGAUCUCUAAGGUCCCUUCCAACCUAGAAGAUUCUGUGAUUCUGCGCUUCACCUUUGCGUCGUGCUGGUUCUAGCGAUGCUUGAAAUCCUGUAGCAGCGCAUGUUUUUUGUCCUUUCCCUUCCAAAACACGCACUUCUCCCAACCGCCCCUUCCUCUGCAGGGACCAGCAGAGAUAUUUGUGCUUCGCUGAUGGGUAAUGGGUGCUCUAGAGCUUUUCUGAGUGCCAGCGUGAACACUGAUGUUAAUAUUUACGCUUUACUGUUUGCAAAUUUCUUUGAGAAAUGCAUUCAGUGUUUGCAGGCUUGCAUUUAUGCUGCAUUUUUAAGGUUUAUUAGCACUGUUUCUACAGGUUCUGAUACCGAUUCAACCUGCAAAGUGGUAACCUGAAAAAUAGUAACCUGAUCGAACUUGAAAAACAGGAAGAGUUUUAGGUACAGGAGCCAAAAUGUUGAGAAUUACGAGGAAAUUUCCAGUUAACACAUUAAAGUCAUCCAUUUUGUGCCAUGAGCAUGUGUAUUUCAGGAAGACAAAAUUCAGAAUCAUAAGUGUGACACAGCAAAACUGCAAUCUACAAAACUACAGUUCUCCCCCAGGAGAUGUUAAAUCUCUGCGUUCUGUCAUUAAUCCUCAUAUAUCCAGGAUCCGGAACAUUGGCAUUAUGGCCCACAUUGAUGCAGGGAAAACUACGACAACAGAGAGAAUGCUGUAUUAUUCUGGAUACAUAAGAACACUUGGAGAUGUUGAUGAUGGGGACACAGUGACAGAUUUUAUGGUACAGGAACGAGAACGUGGUAUUACCAUUCAGUCCGCUGCUGUUACGUUUGACUGGAAGGACUACAGAAUCAACCUGAUUGACACACCAGGUCAUGUAGACUUUACAGUGGAAGUGGAGCGUUGCUUGAGAGUCCUGGAUGGAGCUGUAGCCGUGUUUGAUGCUUCAGCUGGUGUUGAGGCCCAGACUCUGACAGUGUGGAGACAAGCGGACAAACAUCAGAUACCAAGAAUUUGCUUUUUGAACAAGAUGGACAAGAACAGGGCAAGUUUUACAUAUGCUGUUGAGAGCAUCAAACAGAAGUUGAAGGCUAAACCAUUGCUUUUGCAGUUGCCCAUUGGGGAAGCCAAGACCUUCAGAGGACUGGUUGAUGUUGUGACUAAGGAACAAAUAAUUUGGAAACCUACUUCUGAUUUGGAUGAUGGAAAAAAUUUUGAGCAAAAGCCGCUGCUGGAGGCUGAUGACCCUGACCUUUUCCAAGAAGUCCAGGAUGCCAGAAGUGCCUUAAUAGAACAAGUUGCAGAUCUGGAUGAUGAAUUUGCUGAACUGGUUCUAGGAGAAUAUAGUGAAAAUUUUGACUUAAUUCCAGCUGACAAGUUGCAGUCUGCUGUCCGCAGAGUGACGCUGGCUCAGAAAGCGGUGCCGGUACUCUGCGGCAGUGCCCUGAGGAACAGAGGAGUGCAGCCACUGCUGGAUGCUAUUACUAUGUACUUGCCUGCACCUAACGAGCGCUCCUAUGAGUUUCUACAGUGGUACAAGGAUGACCUGUGUGCCCUAGCAUUUAAAGUUCUCCAUGAUAAAUGUCGUGGACCACUAGUUUUCAUUCGCGUCUACUCAGGUUCACUGAAACCUCAAUCAGCUGUAUAUAAUAUUAACAAAAGUUGCACGGAGAGAAUGAGCCGGCUGCUCCUGCCUUUUGCUGAUCAGCAAAUUGAAAUACCAUCACUUAUGCCUGGCAACAUUGCCCUUACUGUUGGGUUAAAACAGAGUGCCACUGGAGAUACCAUAGUGUCAUCAAAGGCUUCAGCAGUGGCUGCAGCACGCCGAGCUGGAAGGGGUGCUCCAGGAGAGAAGUCUACCGGUGAUGUUGAGAGCCUUCUGCUGGCAGGUGUUGAGAUCCCUGACCCCGUCUUCUUCUGCACAAUUGAACCUCCUUCAAUGGCCAAACAACAAGAGUUGGACAACGCAUUGAGCUGCCUUCAACGUGAAGAUCCAAGUUUAAAAGUGAAGCUAGAUCCUGACACAGGACAAACUAUUCUUUGUGGCAUGGGAGAGCUACACAUAGAGAUCAUUCAUGACCGAAUCAAACGUGAAUAUGGAAUUGAGACUUAUUUGGGACCUCUUCAAAUAGCAUACAGAGAAACCAUCGUAAAUGCUUCCCAAGCUACAGAUACAUUGGACAAAACAGUGGGAGAUAAACGACACUUGGUAACUGCAGAGUUAGAGGUGAGGCCCAGGGUAGGAGAGAGAGCAACGACAAAACCCGUCAUCGAGUACGCUGCAAGCGUCAUCGAAGGGCUGCCCAAAGAACUCCAAGGAGCUAUAGAAAAUGGAAUCACAAAUUCAUGCAUUCAAGGGCCUUUGCUUGGAUUCCCAGUUCAGGAUAUAGAUGUGACAGUACAAUCACUGAUGGUGCACCCUGACACCUCCCACACGAUGGUAUCAGCCUGUGUCUCCCGUUGCAUGCAAAAGGCUUUGAAAAAAGCUGGUAUACAAGUACUGGAGCCCUUGAUGAACCUAGAGAUCACAGUAAGUGAAGAUCAUCUCAGUGCAGCACUCGCUGACCUUGCACAGCGGAGAGGGAGUAUUCAAGAAAUCCAGAGCCGUCAAGAUAACAGAGUUGUGGUUGCUUCUGUUCCACUAGCAGAAAUGAUGGGCUACUCGACAGUUUUGCGUUCUCUAACAUCAGGCUCAGCAACCUUCACUUUGGAGCUUGCCAGUUACCAAGCCCUUAACAGUCAAGAGCAAAGCGCGCUGCUUCAGAGGAGAAUGGGGUUGGUGUGAUCGCUUUGCUCUGUAGAACAAUAAAGACAUAUUUCUUAGCCUCCCUGUUUAACUAUUUUCAGGAGCCUGUUCAUGUACACCAGUAUGUUCUUCUGGGACCAACUGGUUGUGGUAAAUGAGGAAUUAGCAGCUGUAUGAGCAGAUGGUGCUUUUAACUGUCCAGGGGAAGGUUCAGGAGAUGCUUGUGUUCUUCUGCAAAGCAGCUGAACAAGAGCUGCAACCACAGUCUGCUGCUGCUGAAACCUUAUCGUACAGAUCUCUGCAAUGAGAACUGAUUUCAAAUCCUCUUUGUAGAAAUGAGCACCAAGGGCACCUUAAUGUGCAAUG
Molecule: messenger RNA, 3159 nt
Organism: Calidris pugnax (ruff)
Lineage: Eukaryota; Metazoa; Chordata; Aves; Charadriiformes; Scolopacidae
Product: ribosome-releasing factor 2, mitochondrial-like
Exons: 21
Coding region: 502-2832 (776 amino acids)
Biological process (GO): ribosome disassembly; mitochondrial translation
Cellular component (GO): mitochondrion
Molecular function (GO): GTP binding; GTPase activity; translation elongation factor activity
Source: RefSeq, a predicted model, not a curated record